UGUAUCUUUGCAGUGAACACGAUUCGCUAAAAUGGAUGUCAGUCAUCGUGUGGGACCAAGCAUACCCACCCAGUGUCCCCGAAAAGAGGAGAGAGGACGAGCGUUUCAACAACAGUAGACAACGGGGAAAUGAAGUUGCCAGUCAGGCCAGCCAGCUAGCUUUCUCCUUUUAAAACUCGGCAGCCAGCUAGAUAGGUGAUAGCUGGUAAGUAGUUGGCAGGUUUAGAUGAACUACACCGCAACGAUGAUCCUCCAUGAAUAAAAAUUGUAGUCGCAUUUUGUUACGAGUCGCCGGGCAUACAAAGCUUCUGGUCUGAGACAAGGUUACAUUUAAAUGUAGUCUUACUGAGGAAAAAGGAAAAAAGAAAACAAGGAAGAACUUGCUAGCUUAAAAGCUAACAUUGAGCCACCUCACUUCCUACAACGUCAAAAACUCCACUUCACAUUUGCUCGGGCCCGGAUAACCUCAUCCAGUCAUGCCUUUUCCUUUUGGGAAGUCUCAGAAGAGUCCAGCAGAAAUAGUGAGGAGUUUGAAAGAGAAUGUGGCAUACAUGGAAAAACUGGACGCCGGUGAAAGUAAAAAGUGUGAAAAGGUGGCGGAGGAAGCUUCAAAAAAUCUAGCUUCCCUGAAGGAGGUGCUUUGUGGGACAGGUGACAAAGAGCCGCAAACUGAGGCCGUGGCGCAACUUGCGCAGGAGCUGUACAACACCAACCUUCUCAUUUCACUCAUUGCAAAUUUGCAAAGGAUCGACUUUGAGGGGAAAAAGGAUGUGGUUCACCUGUUCAGUAAUAUCGUGAGACGUCAGAUUGGCACUCGCACUCCCACGGUAGAGUACAUCUCUACACACCAACAGAUCCUCUUUAUGCUUUUAAAAGGAUAUGAGAGUGCAGAAGUCGCUUUGAACUGCGGAAUGAUGCUGAGAGAGUGUCUUCGCCAUGAGCCAUUAGCUAGGACGAUUCUCCUCUCUGAAGAGUUCUACUCUUUCUUCCGAUAUGUGGACCUCUCCACCUUUGACAUCGCGUCAGAUGCUUUUGCAUCAUUCAAGGAUCUCCUCACAAGACACAAGCUUAUGUGUGCUGAUUUCUUAGAGACCAAUUACGACCGGGUUUUUACAGAAUAUGAGAAGCUCCUGCAUUCUGACAAUUACGUCACCAAACGGCAGUCUUUAAAGCUCCUGGGGGAACUUUUGCUGGAUCGACACAACUUCACGGUCAUGAAAAAGUACAUCAGCCGUGCCGAGAACUUGAAGCUGAUGAUGAACAUGCUAAGAGAUAAAAGUCGCAACAUCCAGUUUGAAGCGUUCCACGUUUUCAAGGUAUUUGUCGCAAACCCCAGCAAGACUCAGCCAGUGCUGGACAUCCUGCUGAAGAACCAGGCCAAGCUGGUCGAGUUCCUGAGCAACUUCCAGACAGACCGGUCCGAGGAUGAGCAGUUCUGUGACGAGAAAAACUAUCUGAUCAAGCAGAUCAGAGACCUCAAGAAGCCCGCGUCUCCCGAGGAAGCUUGAGGCUCCAAAAGCGGUAGAUCCAGUAGUGGGCGGCCAGCGUUUAGACGUGCUUCUGUAAGGUUUAGCGUUAACUGCAAAAAAUACAAGGACAAACUAAAGAUGGCUUUCUUCUAUUUUUAGUCUGGAUGGGAUUUCCAAAUAGCAGCCAGAGUCGGGCCAAAAACCGUAGUGCUUCUUUGGUGUUCAAAUGUCUUUUCUUAUAACGUUGGACCUUAAACUGUUUCUAUUCCACAUUUUUUGACAGCACAGACCGUAGAAUGAAAACACCCCUAGUGGUAGCAUUUGCUCCGGCAGUAAGAUGGUGACAGACUCUCAUCUGUUUUUUGGACUGGAAAAACUGAUGGGCGCAUUCAUUUAAAAAAAAAAAAAAAAAAGAUCUAAUUUAACCUCUCCCAUGAAAGGAUCUGAUUCAUUGCCUUAUUGUUCAGUUUCUCUUUCAUCCGAGGAUUUGAACAAUGUUGAAACACAGCGUUGGCAUGUGGCUCGUAUUAACCAAGUUUGCACAUUGUCAUUCCCGGUGCCUAAUAUGUAGCCUUUAUGGGCGUAGGCUGCAUUUUGCGCUGAGAGGUUAGCGAGGAUAUCCCCCACCCCACCGCACCCCCAAUCCAAUGCGUUUGCAAGCACCGGAAGAGAAAAUCGAAACACCAGAGGAACGAAUUGAUUGCGAGGUGAUUUUUAGCCAGCGCUCGGCUGGGCGAGCACGUCUGAAAUAGAAACCAGGCAUCAGAUAGCGCUCCGGGGUAGCUGCCAUCCCUGCACCAUGAACACAAUAUGCCAAUUGAUCUCACUGGGAGGGCCUCGUUCCACGCUCACAUUGUCAUGUACGUGCUAUUAAGGCCGCACGGAAAAGCAAAAAUAAAGCCAUAGAAUUCCGAGAAGACAGUUGGGAAUUACUUCCCGGAUAAAGCCGGAACAUUGCUUGAUUAAAGUCAUAACUUUUGUUCCAUAAUUUUGAAAAGAGCAUGAUUUAGAAGUGCUUUUAAAGAAAUAGUUAUUUCUUUAUAAAGUAUGGCACGUCUCCAGCCUCUGGCCUCAAACUGUUUGAGGUUUGACUUUCACUCACUGAAUUAUGGCUUGAAUCUGACCUCCCAAUUUUGUCCCGUACCAUUUUCAGUUGUAGAUUUCUCAAUUUUUUUUUUUUUUUUUUUUUGUGGGCUUAAUACUCAUUUACCCUAUUUUAAAUAUUAAAAAAAGCAAUUACUUCUCAGGCGUGGUUGAUCCCAGGCAAAUCUGUAAAGUUAAGAUGGCAUUUAUGCAUUGAUGCUGCGAGAAUGCACCUUAAGUAUUUAUGCAGAUGCACAUAAGAGUCAUACCAAAGUCUGUCUGCCAAUAAGUUAUUUAGAUUUUACCAUUUAACCUCGCUUUAUAAAUUUUACUUGAUUCAGAGAAAUUGAGACUUUUUGUAAAUUAUGUAUGAAAUAAUUUGUUUUGAAAUGUUUUACUCAAAUUAUUUGGCAAAUUCUACAACAAAAUGUAGACAGGGUCAGGUGUCUUUUUGAUAGUUUUUUUCUAAAAUAUAUGAUUGUAAUAUUGCUAUUGUCCCACUGUGAUGCACGUUCGAUGCAUCACUCAAUCAAGAGGGACGAUGUUAGUGAUGAAAAUAUUGAUUUCGAUACAGUCACCCUCUCAUUUGGUGUAUCUGCUUUACUUCUGCCAUUGGGAUGAAAGUGUUAAUAUUUUGUGUGCGUGUGCACAGUCCUCUUUAUAGUAAAUACCUCAAAAAAAGAAAAAUUGUGCCCACCACCCUUUGCUAUUCCUGGACAUUUCAAUUUCAGUGGUUUGUAUGCACGCAUAAUGUGAGCUCCAUAUGGGUCAAACUUGAACAGGGUUUUCUUCACGGAAAACAUUUGAAAACAAUAUUUCAUUGGGCGGUGCCACAUUGAUGUUACUUCAUAAUGAAUUACAGUGUGGAGCCUUUAUGUUGAGUGAUGUUUUAUUUAAAGACAUUAAAUGGAUUAUAGCGGUCGUGUUCAUUUCACUUUGUUUUUUUUUUUAAACCAAAGCCUUCAUAUUUGGUGGAUGUAUCCAGCUCUGUCUAACAAAUCUUUGUCUACAGCAAUCCUAACUAUUGUCCUAAACAUGCCCAAACUACGUACAUAAUUCUGUUUUGAUGUCCAGUUUUAAUUCGUAAAAACGAUGUACACAAUACAGUAGUCAUACAGCUAAGUGUGUACAUGUACAGGUAUCUCUCUAUUAUACAGCCACUCUCGAGGGAGUGCCUAGUAACAUUAGGCACCUUGUUUAUAUAGUGCUAAAAAAAAACAUUUCAUGUUUAUAGAAUCCUACCUCCGGUUCUGACUAUAUACAGUAAAUCACUAUUAACAUAGUGAUGUCAAAUCCUUAAUUGUUAUACUGAUAAGUAAGAUGAUGUCCUGAUUAGUCUUCUAAUUAUUUCCUAAUUCUGGUGGAAUUUUGUGCCUUCUCCCCAGUUUCACCCCCCCCCCCAUUGCGCUGAGUGAGUUACUUUUGGUGGAGUUCUCUGUACAUAAUAAGUUUAUGAAUAAAAGUGUGAACGCCUUCGUUAAAUAAACUUUGUGGCAAUUGAA
This is a messenger RNA of Syngnathoides biaculeatus (alligator pipefish), 4054 nucleotides long. RefSeq names its product calcium binding protein 39, like 1 (gene cab39l1). Gene Ontology annotation, biological process: intracellular signal transduction. NCBI's taxonomy places the organism in Eukaryota, Metazoa, Chordata, Actinopteri, Syngnathiformes, Syngnathidae. The transcript has 9 exons. Gene Ontology annotation, molecular function: protein serine/threonine kinase activator activity. Bases 477 to 1508 code for a protein of 343 amino acids. The record is from RefSeq and is a predicted model, not a curated record.